AUGCGUCUAAAACUGUUUCUUUUGGUCUUCGCGACAUGCGUACCGUUUUCGUCUCUGACAGACAAAAGACAAGUGCCUGGUAUUGCGGAUCCUGGAGGUGGAACAAUUCGCAUCGUGUUACCCAAAGAGGAAAUGAUAAAUGCUCAAAGUUGGUUGAUUGAGAAUGCAUAUAAUAUGUCGCAAUAUGACCUAAUGAAAUUUGCCAACUGGAUUAAUAAUGAGGGAAAAGACCCGUUCCCGUUAUCCACCGAUAAACUUUCAAGUUUCCAAAAUUGGAUGACUUCAAAAUCUAAAAGCCUCCUCGGAUUAUCAUCCGAUGAACUGGAUGCUGCUCAACUUUGGCUGAAAGAUAACACAGAAAACCUUGCGCCAAAUGACCUGACCACCUUCCAAAACUGGAUGAAAUCCGGUGGAAAUGGGACGAUUCCACUGCCAUCUGCAGAUCUUUUGGGAUAUAAGGAUUGGAUGAAAAGUCAGUUAGGAGAAAUGAUUGGAGAUCUCGGAGGGAAUAUUGGAAGUGAUUUGGGGAAACAAUUGGGGAACCAGUUCAAUCGAGUAGAGAAUAUAUUGAGCAAUCCGCCAACAAGUAUUCAAAAUAUGAAGAUACCGGAGGCUCUUGUUGGACCUCUCAUCAAUGUCACCAGCUCAACCAUUAGCCAGACGGCCACGGAACACUCGAGUGUUGGUCGAACAUUUAAUGGAAUGGCUAUCCAAAACUAUCUCAUUGACCAACAUUAUACACCAAAAGACAUCGUGGCUGAUGGCAUCGUUGCAGCAGUUAAAAGGAAGCAUGGCAUCGACAAGUUUCUAGAUUACGGUGAAGUGGGGACAGCUCUAGGGGAAUUGCAUAAAGUCAAAGAUGCACUAAACCCGAUUAAGAAAGUGGAGAACACUCUGAAUUCCAUUCCUUCCAAUUUCCUACCCACGGAUACUGUACCAGGCCUGGAAAAGGGGAUCAAUGCUAUCGAGAAACUUGGAAAUGGCGAAAAGUUGUAUGAGGUGGUGGAAGAGGUUUUUGUCGAGUAUGUCAGUCCGCUGAAACUGGUGAAUGAUGUGAUUGGAGGGGUGGUUGGAGAUUUGGUAUCAGAUGUGGCAGAUGGUGCUUUCAACUUCUUUGAUGGUCUUUCCAGUUCGUUUUUCGGUGGAAAACUUCCGAGUGUUUCUUCUCUCCUUGGGUCGGCUAAACAGGGAAUCGGAGCUAUCGAGCGGGUGAUGGAUGGAAAUUUUGAGACCGCGUUGGGUGAUAUUAUCUCAAUUUUUGGGAAAGAUGAUGAUGAUAACGGUGGCAGUCUGUUUGAUCAGUUUAUGAAUAAGGCGAAAGAAGUUCACAGUGCAGCCGAUGAACUGAUAGAUUUCAAGAAAUCCAUUCCGGGUAUUGAAGGAGCAGUAGAUCAUAUCAAACCGUUGUUCAGCAAAGAUUUUGACAGUAAAAGUCUGACAAAACAGUUGAAUCCAUUCAAGGAUAUUGUUGGAGCAUUCACAUUGAAAGAUGCUCCGUUAUCCCUCCCUGCUGAAAUGAUCGAUGCCUUGAAACUGAAAGAGAAGGGGUUCGACGGUCUUCUCAAAAACUUGCCUUUCAAUCCUAAAGAGUUUCUUGAGGACCCGUAUAAAUUUGAUGGUCUGUAUGGUGCUGAUGGAUUAUAUGGAGUCAAUGGGUUGUUUGGAAUCGACGGUUUUUAUGGGCCUAACUCGUUAACCGGGCCUUAUGGACCUAACGGUGACUUUGGACCAAAUGGAAAUUAUGGACCGAAUGGUGUACAUGGACCAAAUGGGCUUCUCGGACCGAAUGGACCCUUUAAAAAUGCAAAGAAGACUCUGGACAAGCUCAAAACUUUGGCCCUUCCAACGAAACUCAAUGGUGUCAGUUUGCUGGAUACUCCGUUUGGACCCAGCGGAUCUCAUGGAUUGAAUGGAUUAUUUGGGCCUAAUGGACCUUAUGGACCGCUUGGAGAGUUUGGACCGAAUGGACUUUUUGGACCAGACGGACCGUAUGGACCAAAUAGAAAUAAGAAUUUAUUGUCGAAAAUCAAAAAUAUUGUUCGGAGAAGUGCUCCUUCUGAAAUUCGGAACUCAUCGUCACCUCCUGCUGCAUGGGAUACAGUACACCCAGAAUUUUCGACGACUAAGCUAACAACCCUGCCAACGAUCUCCCCAGUGACCCUUCCUCAAGAUACCACACAUCACGAUCAACCAAUUUCCGAGGAAAAAAACAUGCCAUGGACUACAGGUAAUCCUUGGGACACAAUUCAUCCAGAAAUUCUUGAGAAUCCGAAUAAUGAUAGCUGGACUACUGGCGGCGGUUCCUGGGAUACAACACAUCCAGAAUUUUCGACGACUGAAUCAUCUGAAAACACGGAACAGUUUCCAGGACCAGUUCCUGCUCCUCCAGGACCAAUACCUGCUCCCAUACCAGAAAGAUCCCAGGAACGUCCAUUGGGUACAACAGAUCUUCCUCAUCCAGACACAGUUCAUCCAGAAUUGACGGAAUGGAUACCAGAUAACGGAAAUGGCGGAGCAGAUAAACCGAUAGGAAUAGAAAGACCAGAGGAACGUGCUGGACCUCGGAAUUCUCCGGACAAACCCAUUUCUAUAGACCGUGGACCUGAAAAUCAUGAUAGAUGGACAACUGGUGGUGGUUCAUGGGAUACGGUACAUCCAGAAUGGAUGACAACCGCACCAACUCAUCCAGAACUGACGGAAUGGAUACCGGAUAAAGGAAAUGGGGGAGCAGAUAAGCCUGUUGAGAGACCAAGACCAGAAGAACGUGGUGACACUCGGAAUUCUCCGGACAAACCAAUUUCUAUAGACGGAGAAUCUGAAAAUCCUGACAGAUGGAGGACAACUGGUGGUGGCUCGUGGGAUACGGUACAUCCAGAAUGGAUGACGACUGAAUUACCUAGAAACCCGGUACCAGCAAUCAAUCCACCGUCUCCAAGUGAAGACAAAUCACAGGAACUUCCAGGGGGCACUGAAACGGAAUGGAUACCGGGUAAAGGAAAUGGGGGAUCAGAUAAGCCAGUUGAAAGACCAAGACCAGAAGAACGUUCUGGACCUCAAAAUUCGCCGGACAAACCUAUUUCUGUUCACCAAGAAACUAGGGAUCAUGAUAGAUGGACAACUGGUGGUGGCUCGUGGGAUACGGUACAUCCAGAAUGGAUGACGACUGAAUUACCUAGAAACCCGGUAAAGUUCCCGGAAAUUAACCCACCGUCUCCAAGUCAAGAAAGAUCACAGGAAGUGAUACCGGAUAACGGAAAUGGUGGACCAGAUAAACCAGUAGGAGUACCAAGACCAGAAGAACGUGUUGGGACUGGUAAUGCACCUGACAAGCCUAUUUUUGUUGACCAAGAAACUAGGGAUCAUGAUAGAUGGACAACAGGUGGUGGCUCGUGGGAUACGGUACAUCCGGAAUGGAUGACGACUGAAUUACCUAGAAGCCCGGUACCAGCAAUCAAUCCACCGUCUCCAAGUGAAGAAAGAUCACAGGAACUUCCAGGGGGCACUGAAACGGAAUGGAUACCGGGUAAUGGAAAUGGAGGAUCAGAUAAACCAAUAGGAGUACAAAGGCCAGAAGGACGUGCUGGGACUGGAAGUCCACCUGAUAAGCCAAUUCCUAUAGACAAAGACUCUAAGAAUCAUGACAGAUGGACAACGGGAGGUGGCUCGUGGGAUACGGUACAUCCAGAAUGGGUGACGACAGAAUCACCAGGAAUCCAGUUUGGAGGUCCGGAUAAGCCAAUAUUUAACCCACCACCUCCACGUGGUCCUGAUCAUGAUAGAAAUGCCGGUGGACCAGAUAAACCAAUGGGACCAAGAAGUGAGGAGUCUGGAACACCUGAGAAACUACCACCUGGUCCGGGAACCCAAGGAAUUCCAGAAGGCAAUCCGGGAACUCCAUCAAAUCCAGAAUCACCAUCAAAUCCAGGAGUACCAUCUAAUCCACGAUCACCACCGAGUCCAGGAUCUCUACCUAGUCCAGGAGGACCGAAAGACGGUGGCAACGAAGGUAAUCCGAGUGUGAUACCAAAAACACCUGGUAGUAAUUCCAAUCCAUCUGAUCCAAAUCUUACAUCAAGUACGGAAGACCCAAAAAGAGGAGGUGUUAUUCCAAUACCAUCGAGUUCAGGAUCUUCACCAAGUCCAGGAUCUCCACCUAGUCCAGGAUCUCCACCGAGUCCAGGAUCUCCACCGAGUCCAGGAUCUUCACCGAGUCCAGGAUCACUACCAAGUCCAGGAUCUCCACCAAGUCCAGGAUCUCCACCGAGUCCAGGAUCACCUAGUCCAGGAUCACCAAAUCCGGGAUCACCAGCAGUCACACCAAAAACAUCUGGUAGUAAUUCUAAUCCAUCUUAUCCAAUUUUCACAUCAACUACUGAAGACCCUAAAAGAGGAGGUGCUAUUCCGAUUCCAGGACCAAAUAUACCUGAUCCAGGAACUAAAGAAGGAGGGCCGAAAGGAGGUGGACCAGGAGUGCCGGAUGGAGGUCCCAAAGUUCCAGGUGGUACUAACCCGGAGGAUCCAAGAGGAGGACCAAAAGGCGGUGGACCAGGAGUGCCAGAUGGAGGUCCCAAAGUUCCAGGUGGUACUAACCCGGAGGAUCCAAGAGGAGGACCAAAAGGCGGUGGACCAGGAGUGCCAGAUGGAGGUCCCAAAGUUCCAGGUGGUACUAACCCGGAGGAUCCAAAAGGAGGACCAAAAGGCGGUGGCAAAGACGGUCACCCGAGCGUCACACAAAAAACACCUGGCAGUAAUUCCAAUCCAUCUGAUCCAAAUUUUUCAUCAACAACAGAAGACCCUAAAAGAGGAGGUGCUAUUCCGAUUCCAGGACCAAAUAUACCGGAUCCAGGAACUAAAGAAGGAGGACCAAAAGGAGGUGGACCAGGAGUGCCGGAUGGAGGUCCCAAAGUUCCAGGUGGUACUAACCCGGAGGAUCCAAGAGGAGGACCGAAAGGCGGUGGACCUAGCGUGCCAGAUGGAGGAACAAAAACUCCGAACGGUACUAACCCAGGGGAAACGAAAGAAGGACCGAAAGGCGGUGGCAAAGAAAGUAACCCGAGUGUCACACCAAAGACACCUGGUAGUAAUUCCAAUCCAUCUGAUCCAAAUUUUUCAUCAACAACAGAAGACCCUAAAAGAGGAGGUGCUAUUCCGAUUCCAGGACCAAAUAUACCGGAUCCAGGAACUAAAGAAGGAGGACCAAAAGGAGGUGGACCAGGAGUGCCGGAUGGAGGUCCCAAAGUUCCAGGUGGUACUAACCCGGAGGAUCCAAGAGGAGGACCGAAAGGCGGUGGACCUAGCGUGCCAGAUGGAGGAACAAAAACUCCGAACGGUACUAACCCAGGGGAAACGAAAGAAGGACCGAAAGGCGGUGGCAAAGAAAGUAACCCGAGUGUCACACCAAAGACACCUGGUAGUAAUUCCAAUCCAUCUGAUCCAAAUUUUUCAUCAACAACAGAAGACCCUAAAAGAGGAGGUGCUAUUCCGAUUCCAGGACCAAAUAUACCGGAUCCAGGAACUAAAGAAGGAGGACCAAAAGGAGGUGGACCAGGCGUGCCCGAUGGAGGUCCCAAAGUUCCAGGUGUUACUAACCCGGAGGAUCCAAAAGGAGGACCAAAAGGAGGUGGACCAGGAGUGCCAGAUGGAGGUCCCAAAGUUCCAGGUGGUACUAACCCAGGGGAUACGAAAGAAGGACCAAAAGGCGGUGGCAAAGAAAGUAACCCAAGUGUCACAGCAAAGACACCUGGCAAUAAUUCCAAUCCAUCUGAUCUAAAUCUCACAUCAACUACUGAAGACCCAAAAAGAGGAGGUGCUAUUCCAUUACCAGGGCAAAAAGAGCCGGAUUCAGGAACUAAAGGAGGACCCAAAGUCCCAGAUGGCACUGGAGGAGGACCCAAAGUCCCAGAUGGCACUGGAGGAGGACCCAAAGUCCCAGAUGGCACUGGAGGAGGACCCAAAGUCCCAGAUGGCACUGGAGGAGGACCCAAAGUCCCAGAUGGCACUGGAGGAGGACCCAAAGUCCCAGAUGGCACUGGAGGAGGACCCAAAGUCCCAGAUGGCACUGGAGAAGGACCCAAAGUCCCAGAUGGCACUGGAGGAGGAGGACCCAAAGUCCCAGAUGGCACUGGAGGAGGACCCAAAAUCCCAGAUGGCACUGGAGAAGGACCCAAAGUCCCAGAUGGCACUGGAGGAGGAGGACCCAAAGUCCCAGAUGGCACUGGAGGAGGAGGACCCAAAGUCCCAGAUGGCACUGGAGAAGGACCCAAAGUCCCAGAUGGCACUGGAGGAGGACCCAAAGUCCCAGAUGGCACUGGAGGAGGACCCAAAGUCCCAGAUGGCACUGGAGGAGGACCCAAAGUCCCAGAUGGCACUGGAGGAGGACCCAAAGUCCCAGAUGGCACUGGAGGAGAAGGACCCAAAGUCCCAGAUGGCACUGGAGGAGGAGGACCCAAAGUCCCAGAUGGCACUGGAGGAGGAGGACCCAAAGUCCCAGAUGAUGGCACACCUAAAGACGAUGGGAAACCUAAAGACGAUGGAAAGCCUAAAGACGAUGGAAAACCAAAAGAUGAUGGAAAACCUAAAGAUGAUGGCACACCUAAAGACGAUGGAAAACCUAAAGACGAUGGAAAGCCUAAAGAUGAUGGCACACCUAAAGACGAUGGGAAACCUAAAGAUGAUGGAAAGCCUAAAGACGAUGGAAAGCCUAAAGACGAUGGAAAGCCUAAAGAUGAUGGGAAACCUAAAGAUGAUGGGAAACCUAAAGACGAUGGAAAACCUAAAGAUGAUGGCACACCUAAAGACGAUGGAAAACCUAAAGACGAUGGAAAGCCUAAAGAUGAUGGGAAACCUAAAGACGAUGGAAAACCUAAAGAUGAUGGCACACCUAAAGACGAUGGGAAACCAAAAGAUGAUGGAAAAGCUAAAGACGAUGGAACGCCUAAAGAUGACACCGAUAAGAAGGAUGACACCGGUAAGAAGGAUGACACCGAUAAGAAGGAUGACACCGGUAAGAAGGAUGACACCGGUAAGAAGGAUGACACCGGUAAGAAGGAUGACACCGGUAAGAAGGAGGACACCGGCAAGAAGGAGGACACCGGAAAUAAGGAUGAGAAAUGCACAGAUCCGAACGGUUGUGGUGGCGGAGGGAACGGCGGUGGUGGAGGUGGUAGUCCAUCAUUACCAGAAGUUCCAAAAGAUUGCCUUAAUCCACUUGGCUGUUCACCAAGUCCAUCCGUAGAAAACCCUUCGAGCACGAAUAGAAACAACGAUCCAGCUGAAGACGAAGAUCCCAUAGAUACGGUCGAAGAUCCCACAGAUGAAUUUGAUGAUGAUCCUGAUACUGAAGAUACUGAAAAAGAAGACUCGCCAGAGGAAGAAAAGCCUAAUGACGAUGACGGUCCGAGAUGUUAUAAAAAGCCUCCAGAGUUUACAAAACUGUACCAAGACAUGCCAAUGACCGAAACGUUCAGAGAUAUUCUCGAUGACAAAAUGAAACAGUUAUUCGACAAUGGAUUGGAUGGACUUGUGAAAGGGUUAGAAGGUGCACCUGACAUGUUUGCAGGGCUGGAAGACUUUCCGAAAUUUGAGAUUCCCGAAAACCCUUUGAUCGAUCUUUUCGAUCUUUUCAAAGAACGUGACAGGAUGAAACAGCCGAAGAGGAGGAAAAAUAAAGAUCGGACUACGGAAGCUCCAGAAGAUUCUACAUCUACAACUGAAAUGGAGACAUCGACAACUGAAGAAAUGACCACCACUGAUAACUCCACGGAAUCAACGACAGAGUACACUACUACAGUAGACCUGCAAGUCGGCGGAGAGACCACAACUCCCAUUGGAAAACAGGAAGCACAAACUACAACUCCCGUUCAGCAGCAGAAUCCAACGAAAUCCACGACGGAUAGCUCCAAAAAUCCAACCACAGCUGAAACCACUUCCGGCGGCAACAAUGUUUACUCAUCUUCCACGACUGAACCACCUCAGAUCUUCUUCAAAUACGCUACCACCACCACAGAACCUCCCGAGGAUUCAGAAGAUUCAGAAGACGACGAUGAUGACGAAGAUCUUCCUGAAAAGUUCAAGAACGAGCUGAAAAACUUGACGGACUGUCUUGAAAUCCCAAAACUCCCAGGGUUGGAUGUCAUCAAAAAGGUUGAGAAGUUCCCCGAUCUCUUCAAAAAUCUUGUGAAACCAUUCAAGAAGAUUCGGAAAUCCAUAAAACAGAUCAAGAACUCUCCCAAUUUUACGGAGAAUUUCAAUAAGAUACGAAGUGUCUACAACACUAUUGAAAAAGUAGCGAAUGGCAACUUUGACUUUUUGAAAAAUAACAAAGAUUUCGAACAAGUAUCUGACUUUUUGAAUGGCAUGAAGUCAGUUUUCAAGGGGUUGAAACCUGAUAAGAGUCUGAUGGAGAUUAUUGAAAAGAUCAAAAAGGGUGCCUCCGAGAUCACAAAGAUCAAAAAAUUCAUGAAGGAGGUCAAAAUUGGUGAUGAUAAGUGUAAAGACCUAGUAGAGAAAGUAAAAAAGUUGAAGAAAAUGAAGAAACUUCUGGAAAAACUUGAAAAAGUGAAACGGAAAAGAGUGGUGAAGAAGCUGAAAGAGGCCUACAAUGAGACAGAUCGCCUCUAUAAUGAGAUGGUUCUUCUCAAUCAAACCUUCGUAAAAUACAUGGAAAAUGUGACAGAAUCUUACGAUAUUCAGAGAUUCCAUGAUCAUUUCAAACACUCUACAAGCCUGCUCAUGGAGAGUGUAACCACGAUAAAAACUUUCAAAGAGCUGAAUAAAAUCGUCCAAUUGAGAAAAGAGGUCAGAACGAUUAUCAAGUCAGAACAUAUUAUGAAAGAAGUGAUCAAGACUGUCCAAGAUCCGGUGAAGAGAAUAGUUAUGGAAUUAGUGUGGAACGAUUUCAACGAGACAGCCCAGAAUCUGACGAUACUCACUGAAAAGUUAGAGAGACUUGAGCAUAUUCUGAAAUUCAAAAAUGAAACUGAAAUCAACACAAGUAAAACAGUCCGAAGCCACAAGGAGUCAAAAGUGAUCCGAGAGAUGAUAUUUGUCUAUGAGAAGGCUGCCGAAAUGAACUUCACCGAGAGCAUCGACUUGAGAGGAUUCAGAGACUCGCUGGUGAUUCUCGACAAUUCUACACUGGAUUCGAAGGUGGUUCGAGAGAUUUCCGAGUCAUUUGUGAAAGUGGAACGGCCAACGUCAACUAUAAAUUGGGAAACUAUUCAUACGGAAUUUGUCAGAAUGCCCAUGGUUUUGAGAAGUAUUGAAGCAGAUAUUCUGGCGUUUUCUGCAAAUAAUGAAGUGGUUGAUAAUUGGUGGAUCAUCUACCUGAUCAUUGGAAUCGGAUGUUCUCUCCUCUGCUCAUUGUGUUGUAUCAUAAUCUUGCUAUUCAUUUAUAUCAGAAGAACACGCGAAAAACCAUACACGUGUCUCGACGCGUUCUUCAAAUACUCGUACGUCCAAAUGCAAGACGCCCGUUUGAGAAUCAACAAAAUGGAUUCAAAAGGAAGAACUCAACUCUAUAAAGCAGUGAUCAACAAAAAUUGGAAAAAGAUGAGAAGACUUCUGGCGAAAGGUGCUCUCGUUGAUGCGACCUGUGGUCCAUAUCUUCGAACUGCUCUCUUCGAAUUGGUGCUCAAGAAAGACGCUGCGCAUUCUAGAGAGGUUUUGGAGAAAGGAGCCUGGAUUCUACAGCCGGAAGUUACUGGAAAGUAUCCCGAACAAUGGACGGAUCAGGCCGGAUUCAUGUUGUUGUUUGAUGAGUUUUCGAAACAACGGAAAAGAGUCAUUCCUCCACACACGCCAAGACCUUACAAUAUCUUGGUAGUGAAUGCGAAUUGUUUGACCGAAGAGCAAAAAGAUAAUUUGCCGAAAAGAAUUAAAAACAAGAUUACCUGGGGUUACAAACCUGGUAUGGAUUUGGAUAAGUUCACUCAUAUCGUGGUCCCUCCAAAGUAUACAAAGAAAGAGAACACGCUGACUGUGACUGAUGAUGAUUUGUUCAUCUGGAAAUGUGUUGCGAGCUUGAGCAAUGUGAUGCCUGAAAUUUGGUUCAAAGCGAUUUUGGAGAGUGCCAACUACAUUGAGAAGGACCAUGUUCACAUGCUGAUUCAUAUUGAAUACAGAGAUAAUGUUCAUCAAGAGACACUUCUGAAAUUGAAGACAGACUUGCAUAUGGGACGUCCGAAAUUCUUGACAAAUGCCAAAGUUACUAUUCUGGAUACGAAGGAGAAAAGCAAAGGGAAACACAAGAAAGAAUGGGAAGACAUCAUCCACUCGUUUGGUGCUGAAAUCUCAUCGAAACCGAUUCCUGAUAACAAGAAGACUCUUCUCCCCUAUAAUUCACUGUACCCAUACAAGAAAAGUGACAAAAAAGUUCAGAAUUCAUGCUGGAUUUUGAAGUAUGAUGAUAGCAAGGUCAAACCAGUCUGGAAAAGCGAUCAAGAAAAGUACACAGUUGUCCCAUUCCGUUUCGUUCUCGAGUGCAUCGCCCGUUAUCAAAUCUUACCAAUUGACAAUAAGGUGGUCCCAUUAGAAGUUGGAAAAUCAUCAGAGUCAACUAAAAAAUCGAAGGAAACAUUGAAUGGGUCCAAUGAAGGAGCGACACAAAGCAAGUCGAAGGAGAAUUUCACUAAAACUACUAGUGGAUCUAAAACACAAAUUACUCCAUAG
Molecule: messenger RNA, 10668 nt
Organism: Caenorhabditis remanei
Lineage: Eukaryota; Metazoa; Nematoda; Chromadorea; Rhabditida; Rhabditidae
Exons: 13
Coding region: 1-10668 (3555 amino acids)
Source: RefSeq, a predicted model, not a curated record